Molecule: messenger RNA, 1338 nt
Organism: Gaeumannomyces tritici R3-111a-1
Lineage: Eukaryota; Fungi; Ascomycota; Sordariomycetes; Magnaporthales; Magnaporthaceae
Exons: 1
Coding region: 1-1338 (445 amino acids)
Biological process (GO): intra-Golgi vesicle-mediated transport; cytoplasm to vacuole targeting by the Cvt pathway
Cellular component (GO): COG complex
Source: RefSeq, a predicted model, not a curated record
AUGGCCGACCUCCUCUACGACCUCCUCGUGUCGGCGGCGCCGGGCCCCCCUGAAUCUGAGCCCGGCCUCACAUGGCCGGCCCCGGUAGCCGACCAGGCCUCGCUCGAGUACCUCGCCUCCCUGGCCGCCCAGCCCGUCUCGGCCCUGGAUACCACGGAGCCGCAGGCACUUUCUCAGGCAUCACACGGCCUCCUGCUGUCGCUACAGAAGCUCUCCAAGCGGUCGCACAAACCCAUCAUCGAGUCUGCUACUCACCAUGCCGCGCUCGACUCCACCCUGCCAGUCCUGGCGGCCGGCACCGCGGAGCUCCGCAGCGCCAUCCCCAAGCUCGACAACGAGGCCGUCCGCUUCUCUACCACGUACAACAAGGCGGGUGAGCACGAGCUCCUGGCCCGCAGGAGAAAGGCCCUGCUGCUGUCCAGGAACGUUGAGCGCCUGGUCGACGUGCUGGAGCUGCCGGCCCUGCUCUCAUCUUCCAUUUCGACCGCCCCAGUCAACUACUCGUCGGCCCUUGACCUCAACGGCCACAUUCGUCGUCUCCACUCCCUGCACCCGGACUCGCCUCUUGUCUCGUCCGUGUCAUCGCAAGCCGACGAGGCUAUGCGCACCAUGGCCUCGAACCUAAUCUUGUCCCUGAAGGCGCCGGGCUUGAAGCUGGCCGCCUCGCUUCGCACCAUCAGCUGGCUGCGCAGGGUUCUGCCUGACAUCAAACCCGACCACGCCCACGACUCACAGGAGCGUGUCCUGGGUGCCCUCUUCCUGGUCUGCCGUCUGGCCAUGCUGGUGACCAUGCUCGAGGCCCUAUCGCCCCUGCGCGACCUCGCCGACCAGGAGAGGGCCAAGCAGACCUCCUCUCUGCGGAACGGGGGCGCCUGGUCGGGCGGCCAGCAGACGGAAAAGUAUCUCAAAAAGUACAUUGAGAUCUUCAGAGAGCAGAGUUUCGCCAUUGUGUCCAUGUACCGAAGUAUAUUUCCUGAGGCUGAGCCUUCAUCUGCACCAUCACAGCUGCAAAAGGAGCAGCAGCAGGACCUCCUCGAGCCGCUACCAUCGCCGCUUGCCACGUUCCCGCUGCACCUAGUGGACAUGCUUCUAGAGACAUUGAGAACUUAUCUGCCCACGGUGAAGGACCAGGGCUCGCGCGACAGUCUCCUGACCCAGGUGUUGUACUGCGCCGGCAGUCUGGGACGACUGGGAGGUGACUUUGGUCUGUUCCUCGCCAGCCUCGAUGUCGGCGGCGGGGCAGAAGAGGAGUGGGUGCAGGUUGUCAAGCGGCACCGGCUCCUGGCCGGACGCUUGGAGUCUAUUGUCGGGGCUGGAGACAACAAGGGAGGUAAAUGA